AGAUAGCGAACAACGGGAGGGAGAGAGGCGGAAGAUAGCGAACAGCCGAAGGAGAUAUAUCGCCCAUGGCCGCUCUCAUCGGUAGUCUAAAUCUCGUUCCUCCUCCUUCGCUUUCUCCCUUGCCCUCUCUCGUCCCUCACAACUCUUCCAAAUGGCGGCGAUUCCUCUCGGCCUCGGCUCCUCGCACUAGCCUCUCGCCACCGCAAUGCUCGUCCGUUGCCGAGCUGGGAGAAGGCUUAGGUCGGGUGAGCGCCGUUGCCCUCCUCGCCGCCUCCCUCUUCUUCGCCGACCCUGCUCUCGCUUUUAAGGGUGGAGGGCCGUACGGGGCGGAAGUAACGAGAGGGCAAGACCUCACCGGCAAAGACUUCAGUGGCAAGACCCUCAUCAAACAAGACUUCAAGACGUCGAUCCUGAGGCAGGCCAAUUUCAAGGGCGCAAAGUUACUCGGUGCGAGCUUUUUUGAUGCAGAUCUGACAGGAGCUGAUCUCUCUGAUGCUGAUCUCAGGGGUGCAGACUUUUCCUUGGCCAAUGUGACUAAGGCAAAUCUAAGUAAUGCAAAUCUUGAAGGUGCUCUUGCUACUGGCAACACAUCUUUCAGAGGAUCAAAUAUCAAUGGAGCAGACUUCACGGAUGUUCCCCUGCGAGAAGACCAACGGGAGUACCUUUGCAAAGUUGCCGAUGGGGUGAACCCUGUAACUGGAAACUCCACUAGAGAUACACUGCUCUGCAACUGAUAUCAAGUGACAUCUCCGGUAAAGCUCCGAGGCAGUCGGCAUCAUUAGGUGCUGUAAUUUGCCUUGUAAUAUGCUUUUCUGUUUAGAUUAUUUAUCUGUAAAUUUUGUUCACUUGCAUCAUUUGUUCUUGUCAAAGAAUUCUGGCAUAUUAUGUAUGGUAAAAGUAUGUAUGUCCUCCUCACAAACGAACUGCUACAGUGUUCUUCCCUACUUUCACUUCUGCCGUUCGUUGAAGUAUAUUCUCAGCUCAUUCUGAUACAAUGUGAAGCCUCAAAUUAUUCGGUAGGUCAUCGCGGUCGUGAUAAUGUCAAUUGGGUACAUGCAUGGGAAGAUGGAUUGGUUUGAGCCAGUAGAAUUAUGGGUCAGGCUCCGAUCGCCCAAGGUUUUCACAUUUCUCACGUUCUUUUGCUUUUGUUUCCAGAUCCUAUCGAACAGUCCUAUCCGAUGGGCGGACAUUGAUGUGGCCUACCAUUUCAGCAUGGGAGUCGUUAAUGAACACCUCUGAAUGGUUCUUGUGGUCUUCAACUUGGAUUUCUCCAGCUAAAAUAUUAGAUUACGAUGCUCGAAUCAGGUACGCCCAAAUCCAUAAUAUAUAGCUGCAAAUAUAGACAAUUAUGAAUGCAUUGCUUGUUAGCUAAGUUCCCUAUUUAUGCUCGAAAAGAUUUCAAAUGUAAGCUCUGUUUCUUUCAGAAACCAUGCUUGUCAUCAUCAUCUUGUUUGUGACCCGUACUUGGUACCUUCAUCAUCACUGGAUGGUGUUCUUUUCCCCUUCCUCCCAAUGAAAGUAACAUUGCACCAAAAUUUGUGGAAGAAGCAGUCUCUGAUGGUAACCUGUGAUGGUAGUGUCCGGUGAGUGGAGAUAAGGGAAAGGAAUCUUGUCUUAAAACUGACAAGAUUGCUGCUACCCACCUCUGACAUUUAUUAUAUUGAAAUCAUCCACAUCAAAAGCA
This is a messenger RNA of Musa acuminata AAA Group (dessert banana), 1684 nucleotides long. RefSeq names its product thylakoid lumenal 15 kDa protein 1, chloroplastic-like. The record is from RefSeq and is a predicted model, not a curated record. Bases 66 to 734 code for a protein of 222 amino acids. The transcript has 8 exons. Gene Ontology annotation, cellular component: chloroplast thylakoid. Lineage: Eukaryota; Viridiplantae; Streptophyta; Magnoliopsida; Zingiberales; Musaceae.